Molecule: messenger RNA, 3004 nt
Organism: Perca fluviatilis (European perch)
Lineage: Eukaryota; Metazoa; Chordata; Actinopteri; Perciformes; Percidae
Product: transmembrane protein 43
Exons: 12
Coding region: 482-1678 (398 amino acids)
Biological process (GO): nuclear membrane organization
Cellular component (GO): nuclear inner membrane
Source: RefSeq, a predicted model, not a curated record
UAAACACGCCGGGGCACUCGGGUGGAAAAUACUUCUGAUAUUUUGCGGUGCGCAGACUCUGGGCGGGCCGCGGUCUGCAAAUUUGCGUUUCCUAGGAUGGUGAAAAUAGAUAUACGUAUAUAUAUCGAUGGGGUGGUGGUGAAAGCGGGUGAAAGCCAUGGAUGUAUUAGGUGAAAGCAUGACCCCACCCUAAUCUGUUUCUGAUUGGCUAGUACUUAUUACCUUCCUUGUUUGGAUUGUAGUGAGAUUGGUAAGGGUCAUAAUGGUAGAAUACCGGGUUAGCCAAUCAGAGGCAGAGUAAGGUAGAGUAGGGCGGGAUAUGCCUUCGCCAUCCUAGGAAACGCAAAUUCGCUUCCGGUCUACGCCGGGUGUAAAUGAAAGCGCUUUUUGUGUCAUGUACUGUGUUGCUAUCUUCCAGCCGCUGCAUCUCCAACUUUAACUUUAAUUACUGUUUGACUGCGGAGUUGAACAAGUCAGAGAAAUGUCUUCAGCACAGACAUUUUCAGACCCAAACCAACACAAGCGUGUAUCCGUUAAGUCCAACCCUGGAUUCCUGGAACGGUUAGGGGAAACUGCAGGAGGAACAGUUGUUGGUGUCGGACUGUUUUUCCUCUCAAUCUAUGUUCUUUUUACCAAUGAAGGACGGGCUCUGCGAACAGCAUCUUCCCUGGAUGAGGGUCUUUCUCAGGUUGUGUCGUUGGGGCCGUUCUCCAGCCUCGACCUGCAGAACAACUACCGUUUAGUUCAUCUGUCUGCACGGCUGCGCACCUCACAGCCCCUCCAUGACCCAAAUUACAGAGUGGUGGUGCAGGCAGUGAAGCUGAAGAGGCAGGUGGAAAUGUAUCAGUGGGUGGAGUACCGGGAGAGCAAGGACUACCAAGAGGACGGUGAGACCAAAACUGAGACAACUUACACCUACAACACCGAGUGGAAAUCAGAGCUGGUCAACAGUCGUCAUUUUGACUUGGAAAUGGGACACCAGAACCCAAGUGCCAUGGCGGUUGAGAGUGUGACAGUCGUGGCUCCUGAAGUCGGAGUUGGACCUUUCAGUCUGUCUAAAGGCCUGGUGGAGCAGAUAAAUAAUUUCCAGACGCUGCGUCUCAGGGAUUUUUCAUUCGACCCUUUUCUCAGCAUCGAUGACGAUUAUUUCUAUCACACUCAAAACCCACGCAGGCCGGAGGUUGGGGAUGUGCGCGUGAGAUUCUCCUUCGCUGGACUGAGCGGGGAGACGUCUCCCCUCGGCCCGGCUCAAACUGUCAGUAUUGUGGCCAUGCAGAGAGGGGAGCAGCUGAUGCCUUUUAAAACCAAGUCAGGAGACACUCUGGAGAUCCUGUACCUGGAGGAGCUCUCUGCAGAGGAGGUUUUUGCGAAAGAACUCCAGUACAACAGUAUGAAGACAUGGGCACUCAGGGCUGCUGGCUGGGCCCUCAUGUGCCUUAGUAUUCAGCUGACCAUGCGCAUCAUCUACACACUGGUGGAUUGGGUUCCUAUUCUCAGGGAGCUCGUGUCCGUGGGGCUGAAGAUCUUCGCCCUGUGUGUCUCCUGCUCUCUGUCCCUUCUCACCAUCGGAGCAGGUUGGCUUUUUUACCGACCAUUAGUGGCUGCUGCUCUGGGAGCUCUAGCUCUGCUUCCGGUGUUUCUCGCCCGCUCAGGACUUCCGGCCAAGAAGAACGAAUGACAAAUAAACUGAUGAUUGUCACAACAAUUGCUGAUGCCCAGCUGUAGCUAUUCAUCAGAGGAACGAGACUGUAUUGUGCAGCUGUUUUUCUCCCACAGCAGGGUUACAAGCCACAUAAGACUUGCGUUAUUCGGGUAAAACAGACAUUUUAUGGUGAUAAGGGGGGAUGCAAGGGGCUUGAACAUAAUCUUUUUUAGUUACAGUGGGCAUCAUUUUAUCACCCUGGAGAUAUGUUUAUGAUUAAAAAGAAAUCCCACGUCAACCACUGCUGGUGUCGUUGCUUUCAGACCGCAAAUGUUAUCAGAUGUGGCCUUUCAAAAGUCUAUCCACCCAUGAAAACCCUCACUCCAUCAUCUUGAUAUUCUGUUGCUUGCAAUGAGCAACAUAAGAUUACUGUAGUUUCAUUUUGACUAUAAAUGUAAUUCGUCAAAGAGUUGUUCCUCCCUCCACAAAACUUACUUAUUUGCCAGUUUAUUAGGUACACCUAGCUAAAGCAGUCUAAUACAACUGCCCUACCUAUAAUGUUCAGUUUUUGUUCAUUGUUUUAGUGAGUUGUUGAUUUAACUUUAUGGUCAUUUUAGAUGGCUGUCAUUUGAGGUGCUGUUGAAUUGCACUGAGAGGUACUUAUAAGGUCUGCACUCAUUGAUGUACAUUGGGUGGAAAUAAUAUUUGUUUAACCCUUGUGCUGACUUCGGGUCAAAUUGACCCGUUUCAAAUUUUGGUUUUAUAUCAGAAAAUAUGGGACGUAGAAAUAAGCGCUGAAAAUGUGUAGAAGAACAUUUUUUUAAUUUAAACGUUGGAAAAACUGUGAAAACAUUGACAAGAAAAGUGUUUUUUUUUCAAGGUUGAAGGGAAGACAACACAAGGGUUAAACAAACGUUUUACCCUUCAUGGGUGAGGAUUUAUUGCAGGGGCGUUUAUUAGACUGCAUUAGUUUUAGCUAGGUGUGCCUAAUAUAAACUGCUGAGUGUGUUCCUAAUGUAAAACACAAGUCAUUUUGAUAUAUCAUAUUUUCUCAUUAUCUGCAACACUUGAGAAAACGUGUUGCAUUUUCAAAAUUUAACAUUGCUCAUAUCAUCAGGGAUUUCUUCAUGAAAUACAAACUGAGUGACUUGAAGUGAUGUGUAAACAUUUUUCAUUAAUAUUCUUUUUCUUUUGGAAAAUUAUGAAUGUCAUUGCUUUGUUUAGACUAAAAGACCAAUCUUUGUAAAAUACCAAAGAACAGAAUCUGCAUUUUUAUGGUAUUGUUUGUAUGCAUGUAUGUUAAAUAAAGCACUUCAAGAUGGCCUGGAAAUCCAGGCACCGGCAAGUUGAGCCUGAAUGGUA